Molecule: messenger RNA, 1478 nt
Organism: Pongo pygmaeus (Bornean orangutan)
Lineage: Eukaryota; Metazoa; Chordata; Mammalia; Primates; Hominidae
Gene: MRPL53
Product: mitochondrial ribosomal protein L53
Exons: 3
Coding region: 1003-1341 (112 amino acids)
Cellular component (GO): mitochondrial large ribosomal subunit
Source: RefSeq, a predicted model, not a curated record
AUCUCAGGGAUAAAGAGUUGAGUGCUUGGCCAGGUGAGGGGGCUCACGCCUGUAAUCCCAGCACUUUGGGAGGCCGAGAGAGGCGGAUCACGAGGUCCGAUCAAGACCAUCCUGGCUAACGCCGUGAAACCCCGCCUCUACUAAAAAUACAAAAAAUUAGCCGGGCGUGGUGGCACGCGCCUGUAGUCCCAGCUACUCAGGAGGCUGAGGCAGGAGAAUCGCUUGAACCCGGGAGGCAGAGAUUGCCGUGAGCCGAGAUCGCGCGACUGCACUCCAGCCUGGGCAACAAGAGCGAAACUUCGUCUCAAAAAAAGAAAAAAGAAAGAAAAAGAAAACAGGCUAGAAUGCACUUCAACUUAAGUCCUGGGAGCUACGCUAAUUCAUGGGGAACCACAGGGAUUUAAUAGGCAUUUCUACACCUGGAUCAGCCCCAAGGACAGUAUUACCCUGUAUUCCCCUUCCUAUUACUAUUUUCAGUCAUUUACGAAUAUUGGGCUGUAGUACUUUCACGUUUAAGCUUUGGCUAGUCAGAGCUCACUGUGUUUAAUCUUCAGUUACCUGAAUGGUGUUUACCUUCUGGUGCGGAUCAUCCCGGCUUGUGUUAGUGCUCUCUCUUUGGAAGAAGCCAGGACUUAAGAUCGAGUUAGCCUAGAUGUGGCCCAGCAGGGUACAGAAGGGGAAAGGCUGCAGAAAACAGGCGUAUUUUCGUGCAAAGAGGUUUUUGUGCCAUUUACUUAUGGUUUUCACCGUCGUAUGAGAGGACUAUUAAUGAUAGGCUGUAUUUGCUGACCGCCUACUUUGGGCUCCCCCAUGCGUUGUGCCGAAACCACCUCUUUCUUUCCUGCCUUCCUCUGCCUGGGCUGGGGAGCCCAGAGCUGCGAUUCGCAGGCCUGCUAGGCAGCCGGCGGCCGGAAGUCUCUAUCCCGCAGGGGCGUAGCCACUCACGGCCUUACCCAAUACGACACUUCCGCCUGCACGAGUUCUUCCGGGGCGGAGGUCACCAUGGCAGCUGCCUUGGCUCGGCUUGGUCUGCGGCCUGUCAAACAGGUUCGGGUUCAAUUCUGUCCCUUCGAGAAAAACGUGGAAUCGACGAGGACCUUCCUGCAGGCGGUGAGCAGUGAGAAGGUCCGCUCCACUAAUCUCAACUGCUCAGUGAUUGCGGACGUGAGGCAUGACGGCUCCGAGCCCUGCGUGGACGUGCUGUUCGGAGACGGUUAUCGCCUGAUUAUGCGCGGCGCUCAUCUCACCGCCCUGGAAAUGCUCACCGCCUUCGCCUCCCACAUCCGGGCCAGGGACGCGGCGGGCAGCGGGGACAAGCCGGGCGCUGAUACUGGUCGCUGACAGCGCCAAAGAGACCAACAAGAUGAUUUUAGCGUGGACUAGGACACUUAACCUAAGAAGAAUUUCACUUAAUCAUUCAAAUCACUAUCUGGAGGGCCACGGAGCGCAAAAUAAAGUUUAAAACCCUGCUACCACAA